AUGGCGAACAAUGGGAGCGGUGUAAACAAUCCAUAUACCUCUACACCAAAGCCAAGUGGCGUUAUUCAAUCACCACAGAUGAACGGCUCAUUUUUGCAGGCAGCUUCUACCAUGCAGAGAGACCAGAUGGAUGUUGCCUACAUGGAUUUUAGCAAAGCAUUCGAUGUUGUACAUCACGGUAGAUUGUUGCUGAAACUAGCCCAUUACGGCAUCACGGGCACUACACACUCUUGGAUUAAAGCUUUUCUUGGUAACCGUAGUCAACAGGUUGUAGUAGAUGGGGCAACUUCCACCAUGGCCCCUGUAAUUCCUUGCGUACCCCAGGGAUCAGGUCUUGGGCCUCUUCUGUUUCUGCUCUACAUUAAUGAUCUACCUUCGUCUGUGAAGUCAAACGUCCGCCUAUUUGCGGAUGACUGUGUCAUGUACAGAUCCAUAAAAACUUUGGCUGACACUAAUAGAGAAAGGGUCCGAAAGGCGGCAAGAAUCUCAAAGACGCCAUAUGGUAUCUCGGAGCAAUUCCCGAUGGAGGUGAUGGACACUAGACAGAAACUGAUCCAUAUCACGAAAAAAGCAAGGGAGCAAAAUAAAGAGGCAUUCCUGAAAGUCGACAGGCUUUUCAUAGACGGUCGAGAGUACAAGCCCAGUGCCUAG
This is a messenger RNA of Dreissena polymorpha, 651 nucleotides long. RefSeq lists its product as uncharacterized. The transcript has 3 exons. The coding region runs from base 1 to 651 and encodes 216 amino acids. The record is from RefSeq and is a predicted model, not a curated record. Lineage: Eukaryota; Metazoa; Mollusca; Bivalvia; Myida; Dreissenidae.